AUGCUAGAACAACAAGAGAUUUGGUGGAGUCAGAGAUCUCGAGCCACUUGGCUCAAGCAUGAGGAUCGAAAUACCAUAUUUUUUUCAUUAGAAAGCGACUCGGAGGCGGAAAAUCAUGGUGUGGUUCACAAAUUUUCUAUAGCAUACCACCCUCAAACAAAUGGACAAGCUCAAGUGUCCAAUAGGGAGAUUAAGAAAAUUUUGGGAAAGAUGGUACAACCCAACAAGAAAGAGUGGGACAAACGUCUUGUUGAUGCUCUAUCGGCCUACAGAACAACAUACAAAGCUCUCAUUGGCAUGCCCCAUUUUAGACUUGUUUUUUGUAGAGCAUGCCACCGUCUGGUGGAGGUUGAGAAUCGUUCUUAUUUGGCAGCAAAGUGUUGCAACUUGUCUUUUGUAGAAUCUGGAAUGAAGAGGAAGCUUGAGUUGCAGCAACUUGAGGAGCUUCGUUUGGAGGCUUAUAAGAGUUCAAAGAUUUACAAAGAGAAGACAAAGUUUUCCAGGAUAAAAUGA
Molecule: messenger RNA, 513 nt
Organism: Lotus japonicus
Lineage: Eukaryota; Viridiplantae; Streptophyta; Magnoliopsida; Fabales; Fabaceae
Exons: 1
Coding region: 1-513 (170 amino acids)
Biological process (GO): DNA integration
Molecular function (GO): nucleic acid binding
Source: RefSeq, a predicted model, not a curated record